CCAGUGAUCUACUUAGAAAGUGAUGGAGGGAGUUGUCAUGUAGUAUACAUGUAAGGUUUAAGAGUAUAGUUAAAGCAAGUGCAGUGAAACAGAAGGGUUUCAGUGAACUAGAGGAUACCAUGGCGGACAGUAAGCAUGAGUUACACGUCGGUAUAGUCGGUGGUGGAUUGGUAGGAUCUUUAGCUGCUUGUUACUUUGCCAAACGAGGACACUCCGUUUCUGUUUACGAAUAUCGUUCAGAUGUACGGAAAGAGAAAUUAAUGGGUCAGAGUAUAGAUUUAGCUUUAUCAACACGUGGACGAGAAGCUUUAAGAGCUAUAGGUCUUGAGGAUGCUCUUGUUAAACAACACGGUAUAGCUAUGAUAGGUAGAAUGUUACAUGGUAAAAAUGGCCAAUUGAAAGAAAUGAUUUAUGACAGUGUCAAGGGAAAUUGCAUUUAUUCUGUAAACAGACAAUAUCUCAAUGAAGUUUUACUCAACGCUGCAGAAAAGUAUCCGGAAGUAAAACUUUACUUUAAUUCAAAAAUCGUUGAUGCUGAUAUCGAUCAAGGAAAAUUAACAAUUUUGAAUAUGAAAAAUCAUACGACGGAAGAAGUAAAUGUUGAUUUAAUAAUCGGAGCAGAUGGAGCUUAUUCUACGAUACGUAAGAUCUUUAUGAAAAGGCCACUUUUUAAUUGCAGUCAGACAUACAUAGAACAUGGAUACAUCGAAUUAUUUAUUCCACCUGGAAAAAAUAAUGAGUUUUCAAUGAGCAAAAAUCAUCUUCAUAUUUGGCCAAGAGAUGACUUUAUGAUGAUAGCAUUGCCAAACGAGGAUCACAGUUUUACCGCUAAUCUCUUCGCACCUUUUAAAACUUUAAACAAAUUGAAAACGUCGGAAAGUUUGAUAACAUUUUAUACGGAACAAUUUCCAGAUUUUUUAGAAUUGAUCGGCGAGGAAAAAUUAAUAAAAAAUUAUUUCGAAAGAAAUCCGAAAACUUUAAUAUCGAUUAAGUGUAAACCAUUUCACAUGGGUAAAGCGGCUAUUUUGGUUGGAGAUGCCGCUCAUGCUAUGGUACCAUUUUAUGCUCAAGGAAUGAACGCUGGAUUCGAGGAUAUUCUAUUACUGGAUAAUCUAAUGGAAAAAUACAAUUCGAAUUUAAAUGAAGUCCUUUCAAAUUUUUCGGAACUUCGAUGUAACGAUGCAGAGGCAAUAUGUGACUUAGCAAUGUAUAAUUAUAUAGAGAUGAGGCAUUUAGUAACAAAAAAGUCUUUCGCUUUCCGUCGACGUCUCGAUAAUAUUUUACAUAAAUUAAUUCCGAAUACUUGGAUACCACUUUAUAGUACGGUACAUUUUACUCGUAUGAGUUUUCAAGAAUGUAUUGCUAAUAAAAAAUGGCAAGAUAAGGUAUUGCAAAGGGGUCUGUGGUGUAUAGGAUCAUUGUUAACUGCUAUUUUUGCUUUCUCCUUGUCGAAAAUUAAUUUCGAACAGAUAACAACGAUGAUUUAGAUUAAUUCGAAAAAAAAAUUAUUGCAAAAGGAAUUUCUUCAAAUAUCCAACUACUUUAUAAAAGAUAUGAUAUUUUAUAACUAA
This is a messenger RNA of Vespa mandarinia (Asian giant hornet), 1571 nucleotides long. It is a transcript of the gene cn, whose product is annotated as Kynurenine 3-monooxygenase cn. Gene Ontology annotation, cellular component: mitochondrial outer membrane. The record is from RefSeq and is a predicted model, not a curated record. Lineage: Eukaryota; Metazoa; Arthropoda; Insecta; Hymenoptera; Vespidae. Gene Ontology annotation, biological process: quinolinate biosynthetic process; L-tryptophan catabolic process. Gene Ontology annotation, molecular function: kynurenine 3-monooxygenase activity; FAD binding.